AUGCCGUCAGAUUCCUCCCAGAAGGAGUUCCUGGAAUUCCAGGCCUUGGCCGCAGAACAUGGUGCCACUGAGAUCCGCUGGAUCCCCGGCCACACCAACAUCCCAGGUAACGAGCAGGCAGACGCCUUAGCAAAGGCAGGAACCUCUCAACCCGAGCCUGCAGACGCUCUCCCGACGCUGGCAUAUCUGCGCAAGGUCGCUAGGCAGCGACCAAAAGACGCAUUCAAAGCCUGGUGGGAAGUUUCUGCACCCCAACAGUACAGGGUCCUCGACCUCGAUGCCACGACUGGCUGCCCGCCAGAACUUACCAUUCCACGACCUCUGCUCCACCAUCUGCUCGCAGCAAGAACCCACCACGGGGACUUCGCUGAUUACCACGAAAGGUUGAACCACGACGAUGCGCGACUGACGUGCUCAUGUGGUCGACGAAAAGAACCAAAGCAUCUCUUCUAUUGCCGGAAGAUCGCGCCGCGACAUCGGAUGAGGUUGGCACCUCACCGAGCGCGGCGGUCAACCGAGCAAUAG
This is a messenger RNA of Hirsutella rhossiliensis, 525 nucleotides long. Its product is annotated as RNase H domain-containing protein. The transcript has a single exon. The record is from RefSeq and is a predicted model, not a curated record. Gene Ontology annotation, molecular function: nucleic acid binding; RNA-DNA hybrid ribonuclease activity. Lineage: Eukaryota; Fungi; Ascomycota; Sordariomycetes; Hypocreales; Ophiocordycipitaceae. Bases 1 to 525 code for a protein of 174 amino acids.